This is a messenger RNA of Closterium sp. Naga37s-1, 1780 nucleotides long. NCBI's taxonomy places the organism in Eukaryota, Viridiplantae, Streptophyta, Zygnematophyceae, Desmidiales, Closteriaceae. The record is from the annotation of a GenBank genome assembly.
AUGAAGGCCCAAGCCGUGCGCUGUUCAAAGGCGACGAAGGAUCCGGCGACAAAGCAGCCGGCGACGAAGCAGCCGGCGACGAAGCAGCCGGCGACGAAGCAGCCGGCGACGAAGCAGCCGGCGACGAAACAGCCGGCGACGAAGCAGCAGGCGACAAAACAUCAAGCGACGAAACAGCAGGCGACGAAGCAGCAGGCGACGAAACAGCAGGCGACAAAACAGCAGGCGAUGAAGCAGCCGGCGACGAAGCAGUCUGCGACAAAGGAUCAGGCGACGAAGGAGCAAGUCGCGAAGCAGGCACCGUCGUCGUCGUCGCCACCCUGCCAAUCGGCCCAAGACCGAUCCAAGAUCUUGAAAGCAGCGCUACUGAACAUGGCGAAGCGGCAGCCCAAGAGUCCCGAGGUGCAUUUCUUCCUCGCGCUGCACUUUCUCCGCGAGCACCAACCCGCCAAGGCGUUGAGCGCGUUUGAGGCCGCAGCGGCAGCAGUGGCAGCGCUGCCGGAGGAGCGGAUGUCUCAACCCAGGAGGGACCUGCACUCCGCUGCGCACCGCCACAUGGCACAGGUCCGUUGGUCUAUUUCCGUUUGCAUCCAUUGCGCCACGUGCCAUUCUCAAGUACGCCCUCUCUGCUCCACCGUUUCUUCUUUGUUCAUCACCCCCUCAUCUCCUCCCGUCUCCUGCCCCCCCCCAUGCCUGCUCUACGCCCCCCUGCAGUGUCAUCUAGAGCUGGCUAUGCUUGCUGCUCCUGCUGCUGCAGAGACCGACCCCCACCAUCAUCACCAUAACCAGCAUCUCAAUGCUUCGCAGCAGCAGCAUCCGCAUAAGCAGCAGAAACAACAUCAGCAGAAUCAUCAACAGCAGCAACAACAGCAUGCAGCACAUGCAAACGAUGCUGACGUGGCUGGUGGCGCCCCUAUUACAGUUCACAAGCAAAGCAGCUCCAAGGUGCAGGGCAAAGCACAGGGGAAAGAUCAGGUGAACGCGCAGGGGAAAGUUGAGGGAAAGGUACAGGCAAAAGCACAGCUCAAGGGGCCGAGGCGGGGAGCGAAGAUGCAGCAGCAAGCGCAGAAGAAGGGUGAGAAGCGGGGAAAGCGAGAGCGAGAGAAGGCAGAAACAGGGUUGAUGCGUCCUGCGGAAAAGCAUGGAGAGGAGUGGAGCCUGCCUGAAAUGGACCAGGAGGGUGGUCUCAGUGGGAAGAGGAAGUUUGAGGGGGAGGGAGCGAUAGAGGGCGUUACGAAUGGGUUGGAUGAGUUGGAUGGGUUACUUGGACUGGCUGGGUUGGUGGAGGAAGAAGCGGAGGGGAGGGAGGCGAAGCGGGUGUGCAGUGCUCUCGACAUGUUUGCUGCUGUUGCUGACCUCGAACUGAGGAGAGAGGAGAGGCUGAGGGAGGAGAGGCAGAGGGAGGAGGCGUGCUUGUUGCAACAAGACAGCGUUGGAUCUCUGAAGAAAGCAGCGGAAAGAGGGGGGAUGGCCACGACCAAUCAUCUUGCUGUCAUGCUCCUGCUGUACGGGCGAACAGAGAAAGCCCUGGACGUUCUGUCACAACAGCUGGCAAGCGUUGAGACUGGCACAAGCGGUGAUGCUGCUGGCAGCACUGGCAGCACGGCAAGCCCUACCGCUCCCAUAGACACCGACACUCUCGCCAACCUAGGAGCUGCCCUGCUGCAUGUGGGAAGGUACGAUGAGGCUGCGGCCUGCCUGCAGGCAGUGCUGCAGAGGGAGCCGCAGCACCCUGCUGCUCUCUGCUCGUACUCCGCCCUGCUGCUUGCUACACAGCGGU